Messenger RNA from Humulus lupulus (European hop), 826 nucleotides. RefSeq names its product fasciclin-like arabinogalactan protein 12. The record is from RefSeq and is a predicted model, not a curated record. The transcript has 2 exons. Lineage: Eukaryota; Viridiplantae; Streptophyta; Magnoliopsida; Rosales; Cannabaceae. The coding region runs from base 1 to 789 and encodes 262 amino acids.
AUGACGAAAAGUCAGGCUUUGAUCUCCUUUUCAUGCCUAAUCGUCUUCCUUUUCUAUCACUGCACUGCAACAUUAGCUCAGUCAUCAUCGUCGCCACCUGCCCAGGCACCAUCCACAUCUAAGAAUCAUCCUUCAUCUCUAUCCCCAGCUCAAUCACCGGAUCAGCCACUAGUCCAAGCGCCGCCAGCAGCCAAAUCUAGGAGAAGAGCACAACCCACCAACGUUACAGAAAUCCUCGACAAAGCCGAUGGCUUCAGCGUCUUCAUUCGCCUCCUAACUGGCUGUAACUCUCAACUCUCUCCCCAACAAAAAGUCCAACUGGUUAAAUACCACGUCCUCCCAACCUUCGUAGCCCUACAGAACUUCCAAACCCUAACUAACCCGGUUCGCGCUCAAGCCAGCAACACUCGUGACUUCCCAUUAAACAUUAUUACUGACGGAAAUGCUGUCAACAUAUCAACUGGUGUUGUCAACACAACCAUAUUUGGAACGGUUUACUCAGAUAACCAGCUGGCUAUCUAUCGGGUCGAUAGGGUGUUGCUUCCUAUUAAAAUUUUCGCUCCUAAGGUGAGCUCACCGGCUCCGACACCGGUCGCGUUAAAGCCUAACAUGCAGGCUUCUUCUUCGUCGUCACCAUCAUCGAUAGCAUCAGCAUCGUCUGGAUCACCGUCGCAGUCGUUAAAACCAUCUUCAGCAUCUACAUCAUCGUCACCGACAACAUCGGUGAACCAGUUGCCACAGUGGAUACAUCUGGUGUUCUUCAGCCUACCGGAACUAGUGGGUUGUUAAUCUCCGUUGGGCUGGCUGCUGUUGCUUUGUUGUUAUG